UCCCCAACUCCGGCUUCAUGACAUGUUGUUGCCUGCAAAGUGCAAACAGCCAGUGCAGAGGAUGUUAGUAAACACAUAGUUAGUCAAAAACGUGCUGCACUUGAAGUGAAACUAUUUCCCGAGUAGUGUACUUCUGCAUAUAACGGACUACCAUAGCAAGUUCCCCCUGCUCUGUGUUCUCGGACACUCGUGUUAACUUUCACAGGGGUCGUCCCAUGUCUUGACAGAUCAGGGCUGGCUGAACUAUAUUUGUCUACCAUAGGAUGCACUAUGUGGCGAGUGGCUCCCUGUCCUUCGGUUCUAUGGGCCUGCUCCGUCUGUUUGGGGCAUCUUGGUCCUGGAGCCUUGCAGCAGGUCUGGGUGUUUAUUUAGGAACAGGAGGCUGGCGGUACCUGUAUGUGGUUGUUCGUACGGCUAAAAGGGACAUCAACGGGCUUUAUGUGCUGCUGAGGGUCAAACUGGCGCUAUGGCAUCAUAUCCGUCACAGAAACACCAUACCCUCCAUCUUUGCACAAACCGUGGCUAAACACCCAGACAAGCCUGCGCUCGUGUAUGAAGCCACUGGGGAAACGUGGACUUUCUGCCAGUUAGAUCAGAUCUCCAAUGCUGUGGCCCAUUGGGCACUGAGCCAGGGCUGGACCUCGGGAGAUGUGGUGGCGCUCUUCAUGGAGAGCCGGCCGCUCCAAGUGGCGCUCUGGCUUGGCCUGGCCAAAGUAGGUGUGGAGGCUGCGCUCAUUAACUUCAACCUCCGAAAGGAUUCGCUCCUGCACUGCGUGGGUGUGUCCGCGUCCCGAGGGAUGGUGUUUGGAGCAGAGCUAGCGGACGCCCUGUCUGAAGUGAGCUCUUCCUUGAGUGAGACCAUGGUGCGGUUCAGCACGGGAGACCUCAGUCCAGACCAGAUGGCCGCUCUGAAAUGUCAGCCCCUUGACUCCAUUCUGGCAUCUUCCCCUCGACACUCACCACCGUGCGCUGUGUCCAAGGGCUUCAACGAUCGUUUGUUCUAUAUCUACACUUCUGGCACCACUGGACUCCCUAAAGCUGCUAUAGUGGUGCACAGUCGGUAUUACAGGAUUGCUGCUUUCGGGUACCAUUCUUUUCGUAUGCGGCCAGACGACAUCAUCUAUGACUGUUUACCCCUCUACCACUCAGCAGGUAAUAUUAUGGGUGUGGGCCAGUGUCUGAUUCACGGUAUAACCGUGGUGGUCAAGAAGAAGUUCUCAGCAAGUCGCUUCUGGGAAGACUGUAUCAAACAUAACUGCACUGUUGUGCAGUACAUAGGCGAGAUUUGCCGUUACCUGCUGUCCCAGCCUGUGCGGCCCACGGAGCGACAGCACCGGGUGCGUUUGGCUGUGGGGAACGGGCUGCGGCCGAGCGUGUGGGAGGCCUUCGUGGAGCGCUUUGGAGUAAAACAGAUUGGCGAGUUCUAUGGAGCCACCGAGUGCAACUGCAGCAUUGCCAAUAUGGAUGGCAAGGUUGGAGCUUGUGGGUUUAACAGUCGCAUUCUUCCUAAUGUGUACCCCAUUCGACUGGUGAAAGUGAACGAGGAAACCAUGGAACUGGUUCGAGACAAGCAGGGACUGUGUGUGACUUGCCGACCUGGAGAGCCUGGGCUGUUGGUGGGGAGAAUUAAUCAGCAGGAUCCUCUGCGUCGGUUUGAUGGAUACGCUAGUCAGGAUGCCACCAGGAAGAAGAUCGCCUACAAUGUGUUCAGGAAAAAUGACUCCGCUUAUCUGUCAGGUGAUGUUUUAGUUAUGGAUGAGCUUGGAUACAUGUACUUCCGGGACCGGAGUGGUGACACGUUUCGUUGGAAAGGUGAGAACGUCUCCACUACUGAAGUGGAAGGAACACUGAGCAGCCUGUUGGGACAGAUUGAUGUAGCAGUGUUUGGAGUAAACGUACCAGGUGUGGAGGGAAAAGCCGGAAUGGCUGCCAUCGCUGACUCAACAGGAAGCUUUAACUGUAAUUCUUUCCUGAGAGAAGUUCAGCAAGCUCUUCCUCCGUACGCACGGCCAAUAUUUCUACGCAUCUCCCCAUGUGUAGAUACCACAGGAACAUUUAAAAUUCAGAAGACCAGAUUGCAGAGGGAAGGAUACGAUCCACGGCUCACAACUGACCAGAUCUACUUUCUGAACUCCAGAGCAGGCCGUUACGAGCUUGUGAACGAGGAGCUGUACAGUGCUUUUGAAGAAGGCAGGAUAUCCCUUUGAGACGAAGAAGAGAAGGUAGCCUGAACCUACCUGGUCAUCUUCUAACAUG
Molecule: messenger RNA, 2256 nt
Organism: Rhinichthys klamathensis goyatoka
Lineage: Eukaryota; Metazoa; Chordata; Actinopteri; Cypriniformes; Leuciscidae
Gene: slc27a1a
Product: solute carrier family 27 member 1a
Exons: 14
Coding region: 264-2207 (647 amino acids)
Biological process (GO): positive regulation of heat generation; phosphatidylinositol biosynthetic process; phosphatidic acid biosynthetic process
Cellular component (GO): mitochondrial inner membrane; plasma membrane
Molecular function (GO): fatty acid transmembrane transporter activity; long-chain fatty acid-CoA ligase activity; long-chain fatty acid transmembrane transporter activity
Source: RefSeq, a predicted model, not a curated record